Paramecium tetraurelia is the source of this 964-nucleotide messenger RNA. RefSeq lists its product as uncharacterized. The record is from RefSeq and is a predicted model, not a curated record. Gene Ontology annotation, cellular component: cytoplasm; protein phosphatase type 2A complex; nucleus. Gene Ontology annotation, molecular function: peptidyl-prolyl cis-trans isomerase activity; protein tyrosine phosphatase activator activity. Gene Ontology annotation, biological process: mitotic spindle organization. The transcript is spliced from 6 exons. Lineage: Eukaryota; Ciliophora; Oligohymenophorea; Peniculida; Parameciidae.
CACAUUAAAUGGACAUAUAAUAUGACUGGUCGAAUCACCAAUUCCAAUAGGUGGAGAAGAAGAUUAUAACUGAAUAGGAUGUCGAGAAAUUCAAGAAGACAAAAAUACUGGGCGAAUUAUUGGCAUUCUUAUAAUCACUAAUACAAUCAAUCUAAAAUAAGAAGAUUUCGUAAACAAAAGAUAAUGAGAAGUUCAUUCACAUUUAAUAAUUAGUAGUUACUUUAGAAAGUGCCACCAAUCCAAUAAUCAAUGAGAUACGGUAAUAAAGCCUUUAGAGAUUGGUUGGAUUAAAUUAACCCCAUAGUUGAUGAUUAUCUCAAGAAGUAACUACCAUAGAAUUUGCAAAAUGCUGCCGUUGAACUUCGAUCUUAUUUAUUGGAUUCAUUUGGAAAUAAACAAAGAAUAGACUAUGGAACAGGACAUGAAUUCUAAUUCUUCCUCUUCCUGUUUUCUUUAUUUAGAUUGGGCAUUUACACUGAGAAGGAUUACGAAGGAAUAGUGAGAUUAGCAUUUUAUAAGUAUAUCGAUUUUGCAAGAAAAGUUCAGAUGACUUACAUGCUUGAGCCAGCAGGUUCUCACGGUGUUUGGGGAUUGGAUGAUUAUUAAUUUUUACCUUUCGUUUUUGGAGCUGCAGAAUUGAUAUAAAAUGAUGAUGGUUUACUUCCUGACAGUAUUAUCAAAGAGAAUGUAAUAAAGAAUUAUAAAGCAGAAUACAUGUUUUUUUAAUGUAUAGACAUUCAUUAAUAAUGUGAAAAAAGGACCAUUCCAUGAGCAUAGUCCAAUUUUGCAUAGUCUUACUAAUUUGACUGGAUGGGAGAAGGUGUGCUCAGGAUUAAUAAAAAUGUUCUAAGGAGAAGUAUUAUUUAAGCAUCCAGUGAUAAAACACACAUAUUUUGGAACGAUUGUUGAGUUUAAAUGAAAAAUAAUUUGUGUAAAUCAAAUAAUAAAUAAACUAUUUUUAUUA